CACUUUAUCACUCGCCACCUCAUCACCUCUUCUAGCGCCGCCUCUCCCUAAAACCGGCGAGCAACAGUCAACUGAUAUUCCACCCAGAAACCUACCACAGAGAAUCAUCAUGCCCGUUACACUCGCUCUCCCUCCGCCUUCCUUCCAUUCUUUUUCCCACAGUGUCCCCUUUGCGUACUUUAGCCCAGCCCUCCCAUCAAUGUCCAUCCUUCGCUACUUGUCAUCACAUUCCCACCGCUUCAGAAGGCGCGUCGCAACGGUUGCCGCCGCUGUCCGGCAAGAUACCACAAUCUGGACACAAGCGCCUCUAUUGGAGAUCGAUCCUGUCGCUGAGUCUCUCUUUCAUGUCACCAUCGAUGUCUCCGACUCGCCCGACGUAGCCACAUCUCACACUCGCGCGGGCCAGUACAUCCAGCUCCGAAUUACGGACGUAGCUAAGCCCUCGUUCCUCGCCAUUGCCUCGCCUCCUGCUUUCUCGGUGACGAAAGGUGCCUUCGAGUUCUUGGUGAAAAGUAUACCAGGAUCGAUUGCCGAGCUUCUUUGCGGGCUCAAGAAAGGGGAUGUAGUUGAGCUGACCCAAGCCAUGGGGAAUGGCUUUGCAAUAGAUCGGAUCGAACCGCCGGAGAAGUACCCAACAGUUUUUAUCUUCGCAACUGGAUCAGCAAUCAGUCCAAUCAGGUCUCUCAUUGAGUCAGGGUUUAGCGAUAAAAGAUCUGAUGUAAGGCUUUAUUAUGGUGCUAGAAACCUCAAAAGAAUGGCUUAUCAGGAUAGGUUCAGAGAUUGGGAAUCCUUGGGUGUAAAGAUAGUUCCAGUAUUAUCACAACCAGAUGAUAGUUGGAAUGGUGAAAAAGGCUACGUGCAGGCAGCUUUCAGUAGUUUAAAGAAAAUUACUAGCCCUAUGGCCACGGGUGCUGUGCUGUGUGGGCAGAAACUGAUGACUGAGGAAGUUACCUCAAUGCUUGUAGCAGAUGGAGUCUCCAGUGAAAAUAUACUGAAGAACUUCUGAAAUCCAGUGAAGAGAUACUGAAGAACUUCUGAAAAAUUUGCGAUACAAGGGGUGUAAGCUUCAUAUUGUUGUAUUAUUAUUGAGCACAAGUGAUUCUUUGUCCCAAUUCCUGAGUCGAAUGUCUCAGAUAAUAAAAGCAGUUUAGAUGGCGUUUAUCUUUUAAUUUU
Molecule: messenger RNA, 1173 nt
Organism: Tripterygium wilfordii
Lineage: Eukaryota; Viridiplantae; Streptophyta; Magnoliopsida; Celastrales; Celastraceae
Product: fruit protein pKIWI502-like
Exons: 5
Coding region: 110-1006 (298 amino acids)
Molecular function (GO): oxidoreductase activity
Source: RefSeq, a predicted model, not a curated record